AUGACAAGAGCAUUCACCACAACCCUAGACAUUCUCCGAGUUAUUGGAGGUCUUCUACUAGCGAAUGCUCUUCUCUCAUGGUGGUUUACUGGGUCCCCUACCUGGGGAUAUAAUGGCAAGUGGGCUGACACAAGGUACCUUAGGUAUAGAGCAUUCGGGCUGCCUGUUCAUCUUACGCUAGGAGAAUUGGCCAAGUUCGAUGGCUCCACCCCAGGCUCACCCAUAUACGUUUCAAUCAACGGAAGCAUUUACGAUGUGACGAGUUCCUCCAGGAUAUACGGUCCUGGUGGACCUUACCAUGCAUUUAGCGGAAAAGACAGCGCCAGGGCAUUUGUGACGGGGUGCUACGAAAAGGAGGAUGAAUUGACGCAUGAUCUUCGUGGUUUGGAUGAAGAAGAGAUUGAAGAACAAUUAGGCGGGUGGAUACGGUUUUUCAGUAAUAAUCCUCGGUACUGGCUUGUAGGAACUGUUGACCUUCCCGUUCCUACAGGCGAUAUCCCAUCGCCAUGUGAGCAUCAACGGUACCCUGGACACUGA
This is a messenger RNA of Candidozyma auris, 537 nucleotides long. RefSeq lists its product as uncharacterized. The record is from RefSeq and is a predicted model, not a curated record. Gene Ontology annotation, cellular component: membrane; endomembrane system. Lineage: Eukaryota; Fungi; Ascomycota; Pichiomycetes; Serinales; Metschnikowiaceae. The coding region runs from base 1 to 537 and encodes 178 amino acids. The transcript has a single exon.